This is a messenger RNA of Triticum urartu, 1143 nucleotides long. RefSeq lists its product as uncharacterized. Gene Ontology annotation, molecular function: zinc ion binding. The record is from RefSeq and is a predicted model, not a curated record. Lineage: Eukaryota; Viridiplantae; Streptophyta; Magnoliopsida; Poales; Poaceae.
AUGGUUUUGGAGGACAAGAGCAGCGAUGACAACUCAAGCCUCCCGUACAUGCACUCCGAAACCUCCACCGAUGGGCUCAACCAGGUGCCUUUCUCUCUUGAGGACCCGGAUUACAAGGGUCUUGAGCUAGAUCUGAUAGUGAUGUGCGAGAAGCAUGGGAAGCCAUCAGAGAGGCUUGUUGCAUUUGAAGGAACAAUGGCUGGGAGAAGGUUCUUAGCAUGUGCAGAGCCGGAAGGUAAGAAUUGUGGGUUUGUUCAGUGGGUUGAUGAGCAGUGGCCCCCAACAAUGGAGAAUGCAUUGUUGAAGCUUUGGUCAAUGGUUGAAGAGAGCAAGUGUGCUAGGGUGAAUGAUAAUCUUGAAAGUGCUUUAACUAUUCACCAUUUGACAGAAGAAAAGAACAAACUGGAUGCAGACUAUGACAAGUUAGUGAAAGAUGUGCAUCAACUUGUGGACUUUCAGGAGGAGAGGGUUGUGGAUUUCAGUUAUCUGCAGUCCAAAAUCACAUAUCCGCACCAAUGUAGAGCUGAAUUGGUGGCUGGUAUGAAGGCAAAAAUGGCAAAGAAAGAUGCAGUUACAGAGAAGCUUCAACAAAAGUAUGAACUCAUGUGCAACCUGACAAGUGCUCAAGCAACUGCCAUCCAGAACCUGAAGUUGAAGAAUAUGAAAGAGAAGGAAUUGCUUAGUGAGGCUAGAAUGAAUUUGGAGUUGAAGAAUGCAGAGCUCACAAAUUUUGAGGAGAAGCUGACCCAAGAGAAGCUAGAGUUGAAGUUUCAGGUUGCUGAUCUGCUGAAGCUCAAGGUAAACCAUAAUGAAGAGAAGUACAUGCAAGAGCUUAAGAUUUGUGAGCUCAUGAAGGCAGAGGAGAAGCUUAAGGAGAAGAUCAAGGGGAUCCAGGCCAUCUUAUAGAACUAAAGAAGAUGAAGUGAGAUUAGCGAGCAUUGCAGACCUUUUGGGAAGGAUGGUUGUGCAAUGACCUAGUAACUUAGAAUUAUGGUUGUGUAAUGUAUGGUUCUAGUAAUUGUGAACUCUGGUUGUUUCUCUACCUAGUAGUUAUGCUAUUCAUCCUUUUGUGAGAAAAAGGAUGGAUUGUGCAUUUGAACUCCACUAUGUAUUGUGAACAAUGGUUGUGUAUGCCUAUAAUGU